CCAGUUCCAAGUCAAAAAAAAUCACUCGGAUGGAUGAACGGAAUUUGGAUGGUUUAACUUGUAGUCAAAAUGACGAUGGGCCCAUUGUGUACUCUUUUUGGACAGAAGACCGAGAAGACACACCACCCUUCACUGUGAGAAGAUGCUUUAACACAAGUGGUCAGUUAAGGUAAGGCAAGGUAAUAGAAGAAUGAAAGCAAAGCAAAGAUGCUACCCCUAAAGCUGGUACGCUCUCUGGUCUUAGGAGAAACCAUCAACAACCCUCCUCCUCUCCUUUCCCACCAUCACGAUCACCAUCACAAUGAUAUCAACACCAGCUACACCCACACCAACAGCGACAAUAAUACAGACACAACAAAAACAAGAGCCAAGACGAAGACGAAGACGAAGACGAAGACAAAGACCCCACUACUUCUGUUCUUGCCAAAUAAAGAACUUGUUACAGAUACAUACAGGCUAACCAAGAUUGCAAGAGACAUGGGCAUGGACUUAUAUCCAACACCAUCUCUUUCUCACAUUAUUUUCUCAUACCCAUCAUCAUGUACAUCACCAUCGACAUCGACAUCAACUCCAUGUACAUCAUCAGUAUCGUUAUCAUGGACAUCAACAUCAUCUUUGUUGCAUUUACCAAACAAUGCUAUUCCUUUACCAUUCCCUUCACUUUACACUUCUUCUUUAACCCAUCUUCGCUCAUUUGUUUCACUCUCAAAAGGGUUGUUCAAGCUUGUGUUUAUCAACUCAAAACACACCAAGAAAGUCAUGGGUGGAUAUGAAAGCGACAGUCUUUAUGAUAGUAACUGGGAUUGUUGUUCAUUUUCUUUGUUUUGGAGGUUGACUGGUGAUAGAAUUGAUUCCAUGGAUAAAUUUUCAAGGGCUUUAGCUGGUGUUGGAUGGACUCUUUUCAAGACUAAGGAAAAUAACACACCAAGUGAUGGAAUUGGAGGCAGCAAGAUGGUGUAUUUGUUUAGGAAAGUGGACUCAAAGCCUGUUUAUGUGGUGUCACGAGGAAAUGGCGGGGAGUGUAGGAUAAGGGAAUUGAGGUUGCCUGCUUUGGAUUUUAGAAAUACUCCUUUGAGGAUCUUGCAUUACAUACUUCUCAUGACUGAUGAUAUCUUCUACCUUUCAUAACUAGAUGGUGGACAGAGUGGAGAAAGAGGGAGCCUGCAAUGGAGUUAUAGAUAGCAUGAUGGGAUGGAGGCUAUUUGUUCAUAGGACUUUGAAGUACAACAACUAACAAAAUCUCCUUCUUUCUUAUUUUUAUGCCACAGUUUAUUACGAUGGAAAAAACUCCUGCACUUGACAGGAAAAGAGGAAGGAAUUGCCUUCUUAUUGUUAUUAUUAUUACCGUCAGAAACCAACUUCCCCGGUCCGAGCAGUUAAAAAUGGUGACUCGGGAUUUCCACUAGAAAAUCUUAGGUUCAAUACUCCCUCAUUACACCAUUUCAUGAUGCUUGUCGAUCAUGGAGGUCUAUGCUGGAUCAUUUGUUUCAUAAUAGACAUUUUUAGGUUUAGCAUGGUACAAAAAAUAUUGUUUUUUAAAGUAUUUAUUAUUUGGGAAUGUAUUGAUAUUUUUAAUUUUUAA
This is a messenger RNA of Populus euphratica (Euphrates poplar), 1582 nucleotides long. RefSeq names its product topoisomerase I damage affected-like protein. The record is from RefSeq and is a predicted model, not a curated record. NCBI's taxonomy places the organism in Eukaryota, Viridiplantae, Streptophyta, Magnoliopsida, Malpighiales, Salicaceae. The coding region runs from base 208 to 1128 and encodes 306 amino acids. The transcript is spliced from 2 exons.